Molecule: messenger RNA, 2306 nt
Organism: Coregonus sp. 'balchen'
Lineage: Eukaryota; Metazoa; Chordata; Actinopteri; Salmoniformes; Salmonidae
Source: the annotation of a GenBank genome assembly
AUGCAGACAGUCCUCCUGUGUGAGGAGAAGGAGAAAGAGAAGGCCCUGUUUGUUAAAGCCAGAGAGAGGACCAUGAGAUACUUGAAAGAGGAUCUGGCUUACUACCAUGAGAAGGUCACCAAAGACCUGGGAUCCCUAGGCCAGACCCUGGACAGAGCUCUGGGGCUGAAUCAGAGCGAAGAGGAAGCUAAGCUGGAGGAAAGGAUGGUUAGGAGGUUUGGGAAGGGUGAGAGAUUGAUGAGGCCAGUGCUAGAGGUUGCAGGAAGAAGAGACAGACAAAUAUCAAGACACCCGAAUGUAAAGAUGGUAAUGAAUGGGAGAAGAGCCGGCCAACUAGUGAAGGUGGCAGAAGAGGAAGAGAGUAUAAGAGGUCAAAGAGCGAAGCCAGUGAACAUUUUCAAGGAAAUCGUUGCAGAGUUCAUGGACAAGGUCCAAAAUGAGUUUGAGGAUUUUAAUAAACUCCAAGACAUCGACAUGUGUCACAUGGUCAGAAAGCAGAUCAAGCAAGACCAGAUGAUGUUGGAUGCUUGGAAGCUCCAGCAGGAGUUAGUCGUGGGCUCUUUCAGAAACUACUGGAGAGAACUGGAGGAGGGCAUUGGACCCAUGCUAGACAGAGUGCAGAAAAUAGCCGCUGUGGAAGUUGAGGUAAGAACACCACACACCACAGCAUGCUGUAAGUCAGCUGGUAUAAUGGUGGAAACAGGGAGGGAAGAAUAGCAUUCAGGUUUCUUUACAACUCACAUUGUGCACUAUAAUAGCCUUCAUUAUUGCGUCAUUAUUUUGGAUUGGGUUAACUCACGUUUGAGGCCUGUUAGUUUUUUAUAUAAAUGCAUUGUGCAGGUUAUGUUUAGCCCAGCCAGGUCACCCAUUAUACAAGUUCAGUAUUCAACGUCCAUCCAUGUCUGAGGACAUCAGGAGAUAACGUUGAAACCGGCCACUAGUGGCAACAGUGAGCACUGUUCCCUUCAAGUAGGUUUCGAUUUUGCUACAGCAUUGUGGACAGGGAUGGUGGAUAGGCGUAAGCAUCUGAUUCCAAAGGUUGCAGGUUCAAAUACAGUGGUAGAAAGUUGUUUUUGAAUAUUUUUGUUUUAAGCCUAUCCCAAACCAUACCCUUACCUUAACCAUUCGGAGUUAAUAUCUAACUUUAAGAAUUUGGAGUUAAUGCCUGAACUUAACCAAAACACUUAGAAAUGUGACAUUUGGAACAACUUUGAAAUUUGACGUUUGAGAAACAUGGAUGAACGUCUAAUUCUGACAUGAGUGUGAGAGCUCGUAGGUUUAGCCACACGAUCUAACCCUGCACCUCUGUCUCUCAUGCAGAAUGACUUCGCUACUCUUGAGUCAGUGGUAGGUUGUUUACUGGAUUAAUUCAGUAUUUCUACAGACAUAUAUUCAUUACUGAUUAAUUACUGCAGCUACAAUAUUCUCCCAGUAUGUAAGACUUGUUCGGUUUUGAUACACGUAUUCCCACUGGGCACACACUGGUUGAAUCAACGUUGUUUCCAUGUCAUUUCAAUGAAAUGACGUUGAACCAACGUUGAAUAGUUGUUGAAUUGACGUCUGUGCCCAGUGGGCUGUAUCUUUUCACUGUGAUCUUGUGAUUAAUCAUGUUAACUAAUCUUGUACCGCUAAUCUUCCCAUCAAGAGUCAGAACUACAGGUCAUCUACUCCAGUGACUAUGACCUCCUUGACCUCUGUCUCUUUGACCACUGCUCCACUGACCGCUUCUCCACUGACCGCUACCCUCCAGACCACUGCCACUCCCCCCCUCUUCCUCCCUGUUCGCAUCCCUCCCUCUAACCUCCAGACCACCGCCGCUCCACCCCUCCCUCGCCCCCACCGCCUGCCCCCACUGAAGGUUCCACCGCCGACCCUGGCAUGGCCACAGACCACCCAUCUACCACCCAUCUCCACCCAGACUGAGGGAGGACAGACAGGCAACACUGACAGGACUGGAACACCUGUACUGGUAAGAAGACUGAUAAGAACCAGGCUCCCUCUCUCUCUUUCAGUCAGAUCCACACACAUGGUGCCACAUAGAGGAAAGCUAGUGUAGAUCUGUAAGAUUAUAGCUGUGCUGGAAAGAUGUUUAAAUGUUGUAUUAUGUUUCUCAGACUCUGGACACUAAUGGAGAUCAGACAAGAGAAACCAAUGAGAUUGAUUAUGAUGAGGUAGAGGAGAUUAGCAUCCUGCCUGAUGAGGAAAGGUUCCAAGUAAAGCAAGUGGAGAAGGAAGAAGUGAAGGAGAAGAAGGAACAGGAGAAUGAGACAGGGGGGGCCAAGAAAUGUCGCAAGACCAUCAAGAAG